ACUCUGGAAGUGUUUUAGUUGGCCACCAAUGUACUAGCAGCUAGCCAUGUAGCUUUUUGUCAAACUCUUGUUCGUCAUUCUGUGUUUGGGGUGUAAUCAUACUAUCAUCUUUGUGGGUUGUGUCUGUUGAGAUGGACAUUUUAAGGGACGACGAAACUCAUGAGCUGAAGUACAAACCCGGGGGGCGUCUGGAUAUGAGCCAUGGCUUCUUGCACCAUAUCCGCAGGAACCAGAUCGCCAGAGAUGACUAUGACAAAGAAGUGAAAUUGGCCAAAGAGCUCCAGCGGCGGAGGCACACCACAACUCCUCGGCGACCACGGAGACCUGACAUUCAGGUGUACCAUCCCCGAAGACGAUACGAUUCCGAGCCAGGGGCCAGCGCUGAGACAGAGGAGUGGAAUGAGAGUGGCUCGAGUACAGAGACGGAGACGCAGGGAACUGAACUCUUCUGGCUUGACUAUCAAGCGGACUCAGGGACCAUUACAUCCUUCCUUGUGCACAAGGACGAUGCACCAGCAAGGGUGGUAGAACGUGUUGCGGAGAAGAACAUCCUGGAUUCAGCUAUGAGAGCAGCCUUGGAGGCCCGCAUUCGAAAGGAGAUGGAUAAAAGACGAGAUAAACGCUGAGUGCAAAUCUUAUGAGAGUAGUUUACAACACAAGCAAGGUAGGCUCCGACCUGCUGAGAACGUAAUCAGCGUGAUAAGCACAAAUGCUGAAGACAGAGCUGGCGGGAGAAAGAAGAACUGGAGGACUGUAGUGAUGCCAUGCAGAGAUGUGAGCCACACUCCAGUUGUGUUUUAACAAGGAACCACAGCUAAAAUCACUGAUUACGGUUGACAGCUAACAUUCACUCACUUAUAUUGAGUCAACUCAUAGCAAAGCAGUGUUUACAUUAUUUUAAAAAACCCAGUAAGGUUCUCUUUGUCAUAAAAAAUAACAUGUCAUUGUUACUUGUUUUCACAAAGAUGUCUGAACAUUCAAGCUUAAGUAAAGUGGAUGUGGGAGCACAGGUUCGUCAGUGAGUGUUAUAUUCUUUACCUCCUGGUCUUCUAAUUUAUUUCUUAUUAUAUAUAUUUAUUUUAUAGUUACUGUGUGUUUUCUGUUGAAUGUGAGUGUGAAUGUUUGUCUAUAUGUGCCCUGCGAUGGACUGGCAACCAGUCCAGGGUGUACCCCGCCUCUCACCCAAAGUCAACUGGGAUAGGCUCAAGCAUACUCACGACCCUGGUGAGGAUACUCAGCGUAGAAGAUGGAUGUUUUCUGUUGACACAAACAUUUUUAUUUACAAAAUGGCUUUUGCAUAUCCAUUUGUUACUCUAAAAAUGUGUCCUGGAGCACACAGUCAUAAAAUAUGAAUAUAUUGAUAUGGUGUAUAAAAUUACAUGUUUGGAUAUUUUUCUUCUAAUCUACUCAUUGUGAUAGAUGUAACGAUUAAAAGAUGCAGUCUUCAGCAUGAGGCGACAAUCAAAUGUUCAAUAAAGCAAUGUUCCAGUGAGUGGAAAGGACCAGUACCACACUGCAAUCAAUACAUUACACUAUACUGUAUAUAAAUUUGUGUAGUGUUAAAGCAAAUGCACCAUAAUUUCCAUUAGGAAGCCAGUAUUACGUAGGAACUUGACACCAGUGACUAUAAGUGUUUAGAAUAUUGUUUUCAUUUUGGUGGGUUUAAUGUAUUAUGACUAGAAAGGCUGCUGUUGAUGACCAAUUUGGCAUGCACAAUACUUUCCUCAUAACUCCUUUGGUUUUUGAAUUCCCCCUCCUUUUAAAGGUGGAAGGUCUGGAUGUUAUUAGCUUGUUUUCUCACACAGGAGGAACUUUAAGAGUCUUAACCAGUCAGAAGUUUACAUCCUGUCACAGUUAUAAGUUCUGAACAUCCCUAAAAGGCGAAACGACAUGGUGGACACACACAUGAAGACACCAAAAAAUUAAAUUCAGCCACUGGGAUUUCAGAAACUCAGAGGGAAGCACUAAAAAGAACUUCUACGUUGGUUGACGCAAUGAACAUCACAUUUAAUAUGCUUACAUACUGUAUUUCACCCGUGUUUCCUCGGAGAGCUGGGAGUAUUUGCAAGGAGGAAAAGGAUGUUCAUGAGGAAGGGCCUUUUUUUUUUUGAUGACAUGAAAUACCAAUAGAGAUAGCCUUAUACAGUACUUCAUAUCCUAACAUUUACUGUUAUACUUGUAGGUAUACUAUACUAGUGUAUAUACAAAAACUGUACAAUAAAAAAUGUACAAAUACGUGCAAUAA
This is a messenger RNA of Dunckerocampus dactyliophorus (ringed pipefish), 2245 nucleotides long. RefSeq names its product chromosome 4 C2orf68 homolog (gene c4h2orf68). The record is from RefSeq and is a predicted model, not a curated record. The coding region runs from base 132 to 626 and encodes 164 amino acids. The transcript has 4 exons. NCBI's taxonomy places the organism in Eukaryota, Metazoa, Chordata, Actinopteri, Syngnathiformes, Syngnathidae.